Messenger RNA from Spathaspora passalidarum NRRL Y-27907, 419 nucleotides. RefSeq lists its product as uncharacterized. The coding region runs from base 121 to 357 and encodes 78 amino acids. NCBI's taxonomy places the organism in Eukaryota, Fungi, Ascomycota, Pichiomycetes, Serinales, Debaryomycetaceae. The transcript has a single exon. The record is from RefSeq and is a predicted model, not a curated record.
AGGUUACGUCAGCAAAUCAUAAGAACAAUAGCUAUUUCCAGGGUUGUUGAAAAAUAAUACUCCACCAGGGGCUGCAUAAGGGCAUAUCAUAAUGGUGAGGCAUUCUCCCAGACACUCCGAAUGCCUUUGAACAUCAGAGGCAGAAAAAUAGAGAAGAGCAUCCCAUAUGCAGGAUUUUCCGAUAUGGAACACUACGGCGAUAUUUACAUCAUCGGUGCAAUUGUGUUUGUAACAUCACAACAUAGAUUUAAGCCAGGUUGGAAAUUAAGGCGAUAUGUUUAUAUUAGGAGUUUAUUCCCCGGAAUCUGUCGUGUUUACAUCAGGGGAACCCUGACCCGUCGGAGUUGCUAUGCGUGAUCCCUAACUUUUUCAAGCUAAAAAGAAAUUAAUAUGGAGGACGGCUGACUCAGGGCACUUCA